Molecule: messenger RNA, 327 nt
Organism: Gongylonema pulchrum
Lineage: Eukaryota; Metazoa; Nematoda; Chromadorea; Rhabditida; Gongylonematidae
Source: the annotation of a GenBank genome assembly
GACGCCUACAAAGCGCUUCGCGAUGGUGACCACAGCAUGGAUGUGGAUUUGAUGAUUGGCCUAAACCAUGACGAGGGCAAUUAUUGGAACAUCUAUAAUCUGCCUCAGUAUUUCGAUAAGCCCGAGCAACCGUUGCUAAGUGAGCAAGACUUUCUGGAAUGCGUAAAUGUCGCAUUCAAAACGCAGCCAAAGCUUGUCCGUGAAGCCGCAUCAUUUAUUUACAUGGAUCGAAAAUGCGAAAAUAUUGGCUACAAAAGUAAAUAUUAUGCUGAGCAGGUAAGCGGCCCUUUUCUAGAACAAGCAAAAUGUUUCAUUUUCGAGAACUAG